Molecule: messenger RNA, 662 nt
Organism: Mytilus trossulus (common blue mussel)
Lineage: Eukaryota; Metazoa; Mollusca; Bivalvia; Mytilida; Mytilidae
Exons: 3
Coding region: 111-467 (118 amino acids)
Source: RefSeq, a predicted model, not a curated record
GAUUUUCAGAAAAGAAAUGAUAUUAGAACAAGUUAUUUUUAGAAUAAGUGUUUUUCCCAUAUCACAAGAUUUGAAUUUGAACGUUUGAUGAAAAAAGUCUUAGAGAAAAGAUGGCUUCAAAAUGGUACCAACUAUCAAAUUUUAAGUGUCCGGUACCCGGAUGCGAUGGUUCGCAAGCAGCAAGUUGGGUGUGCGCAAAAGAUAAAACUGACAUGUACAUUUCCCAAACUGGUUAUUUAAGGUGUAAUCAUGUAGAGCAAGGGAAGUAUAGUCAUUUUGGCCAAAUUUGCACCUGGGGUUUUGACUGUGGGAACCAUGGUAACCAUCCAGUCCACAGAUACAAACAGGCAGACCUACAAGGAUUUAGCUUUGCUUUAUCUCAUGCGCUGCAAUUAGUUUCUGAGGCAGGAGCAGUUUGGGUUGCAUCCUUAAUAUUAGAACUUGGAAAACAAUACGAAAAUCAAUGAUGGUCUACAACGCAUGACUGGCCUGGAUGUUCACACUGUUGUUUGAUUCAUUCAUUUUGUUUCAAAAAAUAUUGUUUCUAUAACAUUUAUCUUCCUAUUUGGACUUUGUUUCAUUUAUUCUCAUAAAUAUUUCUUAUACAAAGUUUAAAUACCAAUCUUUGUCUUUGACAACAAUAAAUUGAAUGAAUUUGCGAA